AAAUUGAAAAUGACGCAUGGUUUUCUUCUGAUUUACUUGCUCGUUGGAACCGUCAGUCUGCAAGUCCACACGUUUACUGCGCCGAAACGAGCUAGCCUUUCAUACUUCAAGCGAGCAGAGCAACCAUCACCGCAUCCAUUUUUAGAUUCAUCAUUGACGGAGGACUUAGAAAAACGGGCCAGUCUAUCCUAUUUCAAGCGAGCCAUUCCACCCUUGAAACGAGCGUCGUUGUCAUACUUCAAGCGAGGUCAUUCUGCAUUCGACGGAGAAGAAGAUUUGGAACAACCUUAUUAUGUCUACAACGUGGGUGUGUUGCCCGAAUCGGAAUCGGAAAUGGAGGAACGGCGCCCUGUUCAUCAAACUCAACACCAUCAUCCACAUCUUGAAAUGGACUAGGCGUAAUUGACUCACAAUUCCAGAACGACCCGGCCCGAUUCUUUGCAUGCUAUUUGUUUGAAAGCAUUUGGUUCGUCAGUCCAUGAAUUGUUGAUCACAAUACACCAUUUGCAAAGGAA
Molecule: messenger RNA, 515 nt
Organism: Opisthorchis viverrini
Lineage: Eukaryota; Metazoa; Platyhelminthes; Trematoda; Opisthorchiida; Opisthorchiidae
Exons: 2
Coding region: 10-396 (128 amino acids)
Source: RefSeq, a predicted model, not a curated record